This is a messenger RNA of Hibiscus syriacus, 1167 nucleotides long. Its product is annotated as gibberellin 20-oxidase-like protein. Bases 75 to 1049 code for a protein of 324 amino acids. The record is from RefSeq and is a predicted model, not a curated record. Gene Ontology annotation, molecular function: dioxygenase activity. NCBI's taxonomy places the organism in Eukaryota, Viridiplantae, Streptophyta, Magnoliopsida, Malvales, Malvaceae. The transcript is spliced from 2 exons.
AGAAACUGCAAUCUAAUCCCAGGAUCUUGUCUUGUCUUGUCUUGUCUUGUCUGUCUGUGUUUUUAAUAAUAAAAAUGUCAGAACUUGAAGAUUCCUUAAAGCUUCCAGUACUUGAUCUUAACGCCACUUCUUUGUAUUCUUCUUCGUCAUCUUCCCUGUUAAAAGCCUGUGAGGAAUGGGGUUUCUUUUACGUCACCAACCAUGGAAUUCCACAGAAUUUGUUUACCAAGAUUCGGGAAUUCUCGGACGAUGUGUUCUGCCUUUGUUCCGACACCAAGCUCAAGCUCGGUCCGUCGUCGUGUCUGAAAACAUACACUCCCCGGUUCAUCGCUUCUUCUUACUUCGAGAGCUUGAGAGUGAGUGGACCGGAUUUCUUUGCCUCUUCCCAGGCUUCCAUUGACGAGCUCUUUGGCCAAGGGAGACCUGAAUUCAGUGAGAUAUUACAAGAGUAUGGGAGCAAUAUGACGAAGUUGUCAAAGAGGAUCAUUGAGAUCAUAUUGAAGAGUCUAGGAGAUGGUUACGAAAAGAAGUUCUCCGAUUCCGAAUUCGGAAACUGCCACGGAUACAUGAGGAUAUCGAAUUACAAACCGCCGGAUGACGUCGAAGAAAAGGAAGUGGAAGGGCUCGGAAUGCAUACCGACAUGAGCUGCAUAACGAUCGUGUUCCAGGACGAGCUCGGCGGCCUGCAAAUGCGAUCGAAAGACGGCAAGUGGUUGAACAUACAUCCGUGUGAGGAUUCGUUGGUAGUGAACAUAGGUGACCUAAUGCAGGCUUGGAGCAACGGCCGGUUGAGAUCGUCCGAACACCGGGUGGUUCUGAGGCGGUUUCGGAACCGGUUUUCACUGGCAUUCUUCUGGUGCUUUGAAGACCAAAAGGUAAUUGUAGCACCAGAUGAAAUUGUGGGCACUGGAAAUCCCAGAAUUUACAGUCCAUUUGUUUGCUUGAAGUACAUGAAGUUUAGAGAAAGUAACGAGGUUGGUAAUUUUGAGAAAAUUGGGUACACAGUAAAAGAUUUUGCUGGGUUAAAAGUUGGAGAUGCAGUGAUUUAAGUCAUUGGCAUUGACAAAUUUGCCAGUAAGAGUUGUGGGGUUAAAUUUCAUUUACUGUUAUGCAACUAUAAUAUCAUGUGUAAUUCACUAGCAGUAGAUAUUUCUAAUGCGUUGUAUA